This is a messenger RNA of Corticium candelabrum, 1261 nucleotides long. RefSeq names its product probable serine/threonine-protein kinase drkA. Lineage: Eukaryota; Metazoa; Porifera; Homoscleromorpha; Homosclerophorida; Plakinidae. The record is from RefSeq and is a predicted model, not a curated record. Bases 134 to 1066 code for a protein of 310 amino acids. Gene Ontology annotation, biological process: protein phosphorylation. The transcript has 2 exons. Gene Ontology annotation, molecular function: ATP binding; protein serine/threonine kinase activity.
CACGUUCUAUAUCGCCGCUUCGGGCUUUGUAUCAGGGGUGGCACUUUUUGUAUUAAUUAUUGUAUUGCUGACAAAAUUUAGAAAAGCGAGGAAAGAUCACAAAGUUAUAAUAAAGAACAAAGACCACGAACUGAUGGAACUGACUAAUGUUUUCAACAUUGACUCUAAAGAGUUGAAACUACGAAAACGAAUUGAUAAAGAUUGUCCUGGUGGAUACGGUGAAGUGUACCAAGCAGAGUAUAGAGAAAUGAUGGUAGCCGUCAAGAAGCUGCAAGGAAUACAUAUGGAACUCGAUCGUAUCGAGUUAGAGUUCGAGAGAGAGAUCGAAGUGAUGAGAGCCAUCAGACAUUCAAACAUUGUUCUGUUCAUAGGAGGAGGUCGGUAUCACGACGAUGGAUGUCCGUUCCUUGUAGUAGAGUACAUGGCGAGAGGAUCACUAACUAGUAUUUUAAAAAAUAGGAGAAUAGAUUUGGAAGAUAAUCUAAAGUUGAGGUUUACUAUUGAUGUCACCAGGGGAAUGAGAUUUCUGCACAGUCAACGUCCACCUCGAGUGCAUCGUGACUUGAAGAGCAGCAAUCUGUUGGUGAGUCAACAAUGGGUAGUGAAGGUGGCCGACUUCGGAUCGGCUCGAUUGGUGAAAGACGAAGGAAUCAGUCAAGAGGCAGUACGAGGAGCGGGACCACUCGACCUGACAGCUCCACUUCUUGGUGCAGAUUAUCAGUUAUCAUCAGGUGUUGGAACACCAAGUUGGUGUGCUCCAGAGAUACUGAGUGGACAAGGAUAUGGAACAGCAGCCGAUGUUUACAGUUUUGGUAUUGUGAUGUGGGAAAUUUGGUCGAGAGAACUCCCGUAUGUGGAUCGCAGUUUCCAAUCUAUCCUCGACUUGAAAGCAGCCGUUCUCGGUGGCGUUAGGCCAAGCGUUCCACAAGGCGAACACAGCCACUACGUCGAACUAAUGCGUGACUGUUGGUCGUGUGAUGAGACCUCCAGACCUACGUUUCACGAGAUUGCGAUCAGACUGGAAGAAAUGAGCGACAACUAUUGUCCUUUUGGCGAAAGGAAGUAGUUUACACGUUAUCGUUUGCUUGCUGGCGUUUAAUUAAUUAAUAGUGUUAAUUGUUUGCUGAACACUAGAAUACGAUGCUGUUCGGCAUUUAGUCUAGAUAAUUAGCAAUAGACUGCGUCAGAACUGCUGCAGCUGAUUCUAUUGAUAUUAAUGUCAACGCUUGCUUAUUCAUUGUCACACCAAGUUGGUGUAAUG